AUGUUCAGACUUACUUGGCUCUCUCGAAGGACUAUUGUAACAGAUCUAUCUUCUGUUAAGCCCCGAAGAAGAAUCAUUCAAUUUAAAGAUAAACUGAAUAAAGGUCCAUCAUUCCAGGACUUCUUAACUGGUAAGGCUCAGAAUAUUAUAUUUGAUCCAUUGGAAGAGAUACGUCAAAAUAUGGAUGAUGAUGAAAUGAAGAAAUUACCUUCAUGGCUAAAAGUGCAGAUUCCAAAAGGUAAAAAUUUUACGAAAGUGCAUAACGACUUAAAAGAUUUGAAAUUGACCACUGUAUGUCAAGAAGCUAAAUGUCCCAAUAUCGGCGAAUGUUGGCGUGGGAAGGAUAAGAGCAAGGCUACUGCUACCAUCAUGUUAUUAGGUGAUACCUGUACAAGAGGUUGCAGAUUCUGUUCGGUGAAAACUAGUAGGAAUCCGGCACCACCAGACCCUAAAGAACCAGAAAACACUGCUGAAGCUAUUAGAAGGUGGGGACUCGGAUAUGUCGUGUUAACUACCGUAGAUAGAGACGAUUUGGCCGAUGGAGGGGCCCACCAUCUUGCUCAAACGGUAAGACUCAUCAAAGAAAAAACUUCCAAUAAAGUCUUGGUAGAGACAUUAUCUGGAGAUUUUAGAGGAGAUAUGGAGAUGGUUGAUGUAAUGGCAAGAAGCGGAUUGGAUGUUUACGCACAUAAUCUCGAGACUGUUGAAGAACUCACACCGCACGUAAGAGAUAGAAGAGCCGGUUACAGACAGUCACUCGCUGUCUUGAAAAGAGCUAAGGAGACAGUGCCAACUUUACUUACGAAAAGCUCAAUAAUGUUAGGAUUUGGUGAAACUGAUGAACAACUUUUAAGAACUCUAAAAGACUUGAGAACUGUUGAUUGCGAUGUCGUUACAUUUGGACAGUAUAUGAGACCUACAAAGAGACAUAUGAAAGUAGUAGAAUACGUGCAUCCUACAAAAUUUGAAUAUUGGCAAAAAGUUGCAAUGGAUUUAGGAUUUGUAUAUUGCGCCUCUGGUCCUUUAGUUAGAUCAUCCUAUAAGGCUGGGGAAUACUUUAUUGAAAACGUACUGAAAAAAAGGAAGCUAGAUAACUUGUGA
Messenger RNA from Kazachstania africana CBS 2517, 1101 nucleotides. It is a transcript of the gene LIP5, whose product is annotated as lipoate synthase. The transcript has a single exon. The record is from RefSeq and is a predicted model, not a curated record. Gene Ontology annotation, molecular function: 4 iron, 4 sulfur cluster binding; lipoate synthase activity. Gene Ontology annotation, cellular component: mitochondrion. NCBI's taxonomy places the organism in Eukaryota, Fungi, Ascomycota, Saccharomycetes, Saccharomycetales, Saccharomycetaceae. Gene Ontology annotation, biological process: lipoate biosynthetic process. The coding region runs from base 1 to 1101 and encodes 366 amino acids.